AUGAAGGUAGAAGAAGAAGAAGCUAAAUCUGCUGUUCAAUGGAGUAGCACAUUGCAUGGCGCUCGCUUAUACCUUGCCGGGGUAGGCCUCGGAUUGGCUCUUUUCCUUACGUGUCUUGAAGCAACCAUCGUUAGCACGUCACUUGUCACGAUUACCAAUGAUCUUGAGGAAUCGAAUCAAGGAAGCUGGAUCAUCACUGCCUAUCUGCUCACGUAUACAGGAUUUCUGAUCGUUUGGUCCAAUUGCAGUACAAUUCUAGGCGUCAAGGCUGCCGUACUCGCAUCUCUCUUUCUUUUUGUUGUUUUCUCUGCCGGCUGUGCAGUAGCUCACACACUCAAUCAACUGAUCAUUUUCCGAUCUUUACAGGGACUCGGGGGAGCAGGCGUCUAUUCCCUGACGCUCUUCUCAUUUGUUCGGAUCGUGCCUUAUCAGCACUUUGACAAAGUUAGCUCACUGGCUGGUGGCAUCUCGUCACUGGGCCUUGUCCUCGGUCCACUCCUGGGCGGUGCCAUUGCCAGUAACGGUAGUUGGCGCUGGGUGUUUCUCUAUAAUGUUCCCGCGGGUAUCAUAUCUUGGGUUUUCAUUUUCAUUGCUCUUCCCAUCCACUUUCCGCACGAUAGCCCAGAUCAUGAUUCUCAUCGUGAGUCGCAACUUUGGGUGGCUACAAAAUCCUUCUUCCGCCGUGUCGAUAUCCUGGGAUCGUUUUUGACUUUGACCUCUUGUUCAUUUAUUAUCGCCGCCCUCCAGGAAGGGAAUUCGGAGUAUGCAUGGGGAUCUGGGCUAGUUGUCGCAUUCUUCGUCGUAUCAGGAGUUUCUUGCAUGUCCUUUAUUUACUGGGAGUGGUUUAUAUGCCGCCAAAAUCUCGGGGUCGUCCCAAUGUUUCCAUGGUGGCUAGCGCGCAAUCGUGUGUUCAUGGGAGUUGUGCUGGGGUUUUUUACCACAGGCUUGCCUUUAUUUGUUUGCAUAAUUAAUAUUCCACAGCGAUUUCAGAUCGUCAACGGAGCCUCCCCGAUCGGAGCAGGUGUUAAAUUGCUUUCAUUUUCGGUCAGCUGCCCGAUCGGCAUUAUAGCCUGCUCCAUCAUUGCGGGAAGAUUAUCGAUCCCCUUUUGCUAUAUCAUUCUUGCCGGAAUAGCCUGUCAAGUCUCGGGUCUUUUUCUCUAUUCUGAACUCGAACCUGUGACACAUCUUUGGCCUGGACAGUUCGGAUACCUCGUUCUCGCCGGAUUAGGGGUUGGCUUAAGUGUAGCCGCCUUUUACAUGGCGGCACCGCUAGUGGUUGACCAGGAUGACCAGUCAGCGGCAGUUGGCAUCGGUAUACAAUUUAGAACACUGGGAGGUGUUCUUGGUGUCGCCGCCUCGGCUACUAUUCUUAACCACUAUAUCCAAAGCCGACUUUCUUCUGCCUUGCUUCCUUCAGAACUAGCUGCCUUGUCCGAAACAACCGAGUCAAUCAUGUCGCUGUCACCGAAUGUUCAAACUCACGUUCGUGAGGUUUAUGCAAUGGCUUACAACACUCAAAUGAAACUUGCUGGUUCAUUUUCAAUUGCUCAGUUAUUUGCCGUGGCAAUGAUGUGGAAAAGAGAUAACAUUCGAUUCUACAAGGCGAAGUAA
This is a messenger RNA of Penicillium manginii, 1611 nucleotides long. Its product is annotated as major facilitator superfamily domain-containing protein. Gene Ontology annotation, biological process: transmembrane transport. Gene Ontology annotation, molecular function: transmembrane transporter activity. The record is from RefSeq and is a predicted model, not a curated record. NCBI's taxonomy places the organism in Eukaryota, Fungi, Ascomycota, Eurotiomycetes, Eurotiales, Aspergillaceae. The transcript is spliced from 6 exons. The coding region runs from base 1 to 1611 and encodes 536 amino acids.